CGGGCAACCGAGACAGCGCCAGAGCGAGCCUAGAGAGGCCACGCCGGGCGGGAGGGGAACCGAGGCUUCGGUUCCGCGGAGAGGCAAGAUGGCUACAGCUGGGGGUGGCUUUGUGGCUGGCCUGGAAAGUCGGGUUCUUCUUCGCCUUCUGUCUUUCUGCGUCCUUCUGGCAGAUUUGUGUGGGGGAAACUCAGUGGAGAGGAAGAUCUACAUCCCCUUAAAUAGAACAGCUCCCUGUGUCCGUCUGCUCAAUGCCACUCAUCAGAUUGGCUGCCAUUCUUCCAUUAGUGGGGACACAGGGGUUAUUCAUGUAGUGGAGAAAGAAGAGGACCUGCAAUGGGUGUUGAUUGAUGGCCCCAACCCCCCUUAUGUGGUUCUGCUGGAGGGCACGCUCUUUACCAGGAAGGUGAUGGAGAAGCUGAAGGGUAGCACUGGUCGAAUUGCUGGUCUUGCAGUGUCCUUGGCCAAACCCAGCCCUGCCUCAGGCUUCUCUCCUAGUGUGCAGUGUCCCAAUGAUGGGUUUGGUGUGUACUCCAACUCCUAUGGGCCAGAGUUUGCGCACUGCAGGGAAAUACAGUGGAACUACCUGGGUGAUGGCUUGGCUUAUGAAGACUUUAGUUUUCCCAUCUUUCUUCUUGAAGAUGAAAAUGAAACCAAUGUCAUCAAACAGUGCUAUCGAGAUCACAACCUGAGUCAGAAUGGUUCAGCACCAGCCUUCCCACUGUGCGCCAUGCAGCUCUUCUCACACAUGCAUGCUGUCAUCAGCACUGUCACCUGCAUGAGACGCAGCUCUAUCCAGAGCACCUUUAGCAUCAACCCAGAAAUUGUUUGUGAUCCCCUGUCUGACUACAACGUAUGGAGCAUGCUUAAGCCUAUAAAUACAUCUGGGACAUUAGAACCGGAUGAGAAGGUUGUGGUUGCUGCCACCCAGCUGGACAGUCGUUCCUUUUUCUGGAAUGUGGCCCCAGGGGCUGAGAGUGCUGUUGCCUCCUUCGUCACCCAGCUGGCUGCAGCUGAAGCUUUGCACAAGGCUCCCGAUGUGACGACCCUACCCCACAACGUCAUGUUUGUCUUCUUCCAAGGGGAAACUUUUGACUACAUUGGCAGCUCAAGAAUGGUCUAUGAUAUGGAGAAGGGCAAGUUUCCUGUGCAGUUAGAAAACAUUGACUCAUUUGUGGAGCUGAGACAGGUGGCCUUAAGAAAUUCCCUAGAGCUUUGGAUGCACACAGAUCCUGUGUCUCAGAAAAAUGAGUCAGUAUGGAACAAGGUGGAGCAUCUCCGGACCACAUUGGAGAAGAGUGGUGCUGGUGUACCUGCUGUUGUCCUCAGGAGGGUGAACCAGUCCCAGCCUCUCCCACCAUCUUCUCUGCAGCGAUUUCUUCGAGCUCGAAACAUCUCUGGUGUUGUUCUUGCUGACCACGCUACUAGCUUCCAUAACCGCUAUUACCAGAGCAUUUAUGACACUGCUGAGAACAUUAAUGUGAGCUACCCUGAAUGGCAGAGCCCUGAAGAGGACUUGAACUUUGUGACAGACACUGCCAAGGCUCUUGCAGAUGUGGCCACGGUGCUGGGACGUGCACUGUACCAGCUUGCAGGAGGAACCAACUACAGUGACACUAUUCUGGCUGAUCCCCAAACAGUCACCCGCCUGCUCUAUGGCUUCCUGGUUAGAGCCAACAACUCAUGGUUCCAGUCUAUCCUCAGGCAGGACCUGAGGUCCUACUUGGGUGACGGGCCUCUUCAGCAUUACAUCGCUGUCUCCAGCCCCACCAACGCCACUUAUGUUGUACAGUGUGCCUUGGCAAAUUUAACCGGCAAGGUGACUGACCUUACCCGAGAGCAGUGCCAGGAUCCAAGUAAAGUCCCCAAUGAAAACAAGGAUCUGUAUGAGUACACCUGGGUUCAGGGCCCUCUAAAUUCCAACGAGACGGACCGGCUCCCCCGGUGUGUGCGUUCCACGGCACGACUGGCCAGGGCCUUGUCCCCUGCCUUUGAACUUGGGCAGUGGGGCUCUACUGAGUAUUCUACAUGGACUGAGAGCCGCUGGAAAGACAUCCGUGCCCGGAUAUUUCUGAUAGCCAGCAAAGAGCUUGAGUUCAUCACCCUGACGGUGGGGUUUGGCGUCCUCGUCUUCUCUCUCAUCAUCACCUACUGCAUCAAUGCCAAAGCCGAUGUCCUUUUCAUUGCUCCUCGGGAGCCGGGUGCUGUGUCUUUCUGAGGAGAACCCCAGCUUUUCCUGCAGCUCUGUGGUUCAUUCCCUAGAUCAUUUGUCCCACUAGGACAGAAACCACUAGUUUGUCACUGGAACCUUUCUGGUCCUGGCUCAGACUGGGAUUAACAUAAAGAAGAGGAACUGCCCAACAGAGACAGUGAGAGAUAAACAAGUCUCCUUCCCUCCCAGCUCCCCCUUCCAGUCUCCCCUUUCCCAUUUCUUCUUUCUCCCCUCUGCCAGAUUCUAGGAUAACAAACAGAAGCUUCUAGCUCCUGUUUAACUCCUAGCCACCCACCAUAACUUACCCUUCCUCAUACUUCCUCUACUACUCUUUCCAUCCUGCCCCAUACCUUCCUCUACUCCCCACUUCACCUCCUGUACCCAUCCACCUUCCUGACCAGGAAGAAUGACAUGAAGGGUUGAAUGCCAGGAACCAACUACAAGGAACCCUGAGGAGGAGGAGGAUGGGGCAGUCUGGGAGCCAAGCCUGCUGUCUCCCUCCUGCCUUCCUGUCUCCACGCCUUUAGAUGGCACAUCAGGAUGGGCAUGCUGCUGGGUGGGUAUCCCACCUCCAGCCCACAGUGCUGAGUUGUCAUUUGUAAUAAGCUGUAAUAUCUAUUUUUGUUGUUUUCCUUUUUUUGUUUGUUUGUGUAUAAAUAUAUAAAUAAUGGGUUUCAUUAAAAUAGAUUAUCCCACAUGA
Messenger RNA from Phyllostomus discolor (pale spear-nosed bat), 2912 nucleotides. RefSeq names its product nicastrin (gene NCSTN). Gene Ontology annotation, biological process: Notch receptor processing; protein processing. The record is from RefSeq and is a predicted model, not a curated record. Gene Ontology annotation, cellular component: membrane. The coding region runs from base 89 to 2218 and encodes 709 amino acids. Lineage: Eukaryota; Metazoa; Chordata; Mammalia; Chiroptera; Phyllostomidae. The transcript has 17 exons.